This is a messenger RNA of Paramecium pentaurelia, 378 nucleotides long. The record is from the annotation of a GenBank genome assembly. Lineage: Eukaryota; Ciliophora; Oligohymenophorea; Peniculida; Parameciidae.
AAUGAAUUUUAUACAAAGAGCAGCUUAUCGUUAUGGAUAAAACAAUAUCUCCAAACUUGAGUAAAUAGGAUUAAGUCAUACCAAAAGUGUCAGCUUAUCAAGACCUUCAAGGUAAUUCUAAAUUUAUUAAGUAUCAGAAAUUUCCAUCCUGGACAAUAAGCACCAAAUGCUUAUAGUGAAUAAUUCACAUAUCCAAAGGACUAUAGACCUUGGACAGUUAAUUAUAAGUACAAAUAAAAUACAACUAUGAUAGAAAGGAUGGAGCUUUUUGGUUAGUCAUGGGUAUUUCUUGGUUUGCAUAUUUCUCUUAUGAGUUGGCAUAUUUGAGAAGAACAGAGCAAGAAGAAAGACCAAAUAAGGAUUAUUAUGCUUCUUGAU